Molecule: messenger RNA, 1762 nt
Organism: Culex pipiens pallens (northern house mosquito)
Lineage: Eukaryota; Metazoa; Arthropoda; Insecta; Diptera; Culicidae
Product: activator of 90 kDa heat shock protein ATPase homolog 1
Exons: 3
Coding region: 280-1308 (342 amino acids)
Biological process (GO): positive regulation of ATP-dependent activity; protein folding
Cellular component (GO): cytosol
Molecular function (GO): ATPase activator activity; protein-folding chaperone binding
Source: RefSeq, a predicted model, not a curated record
UCUCGCGAAUGUUGCCGAACAGUCUAGAAAAUAACCAUUCCUCGGCAAGAAAUCCCUUAUUGCGGCCUCAUUUAGCUGGUGAUUUGCGAAGAGAAAAGAACUUUUGUGUGUGAUUAAUUAGUUGGAGUUUAAUUUGUUUUAGUAAGAAAAGUAAAAGAUUUAUAUAAGUUAAUUUGAAGAAGAAAAAGCCUUGCGGGGCGAAUCGCGCUAACCUCAAACUCGCACCAGACGAAAGAUUUUUUUUCGGGAAGUUUUUCACCGCCUGCUUGCCUCCGCAAAAUGGCCAAAUGGGGCGAAGGCGAUCCCCGGUGGAUCGUGGAGGAGCGUCCGGACGCGACCAACGUAAACAACUGGCACUGGACGGAGAAGAACGCCACACCUUGGUCCAAGGACAAGCUGAAGCUGCUGCUGCAGGACUUUGUGGUGGCCGGUUCCGGCCAGGAGGCCAAAGUGGUCGAGAUUGAAAAGAUGGACGGCGAGGCCACGGCCAACAACCGGAAGGGAAAGUUGAUCUUCUUCUACGAGUGGAACAUCGUGCUCAAGUGGAAGGGCGUGUGCGACGACGAGGACGUCACCGGAAAAGUCACCAUUCCGAACCUGUCCGAGGAGAACGACAUUGACGAGGUCGAGCUGACCGUGUCGGUGGACACUUCGAACAACGCCUCCGAGAAGCUGAAGCUGUUCAUGUACAACAUUGGCCGGGACAAGAUCCGGAAACAGCUGGACACGUACGUCAAGCAGCUGAAGCAGGACUUUGCCAAGGGGCUGAUCCUGCCGAAAAAGGGCGAGGAAGGUUCCGCCGUCAAGCCGGACAAGGAAACCGUGUUCGCCAGCGGCUUCAACAAGCAAAAGAUCGAACUGCAAACGGUGACGAGCGAGCCCAAAGCCGUCGGCGUCAAGCUGGACGUCAAGACGUUGGACGUGCAGGAACGGUUUCAGUGCCGGGCGAACGAACUGUACGACGCGCUGACGCGGCAGGACAUGGUGACGGCAUUUACGCGGGGUCACGUUAAGCUGGACCUAUUCAAGGGGGGAGAGUUCGUGCUGUUUGGCGGAAACGUCACCGGCAAGUACGGGGAAAUUGUGCCGAACAAAAAGAUCGUUCAGACCUGGCGGUUGAAGCAGUGGCCCUCCGGGCACUUUUCCAACGUUGUGAUGGAGCUGGAGGAGCGGGAGGACCACACCGUGCUCAAGCUCACCCAGACGUUGAUUCCGGCGGCCGAGUUCGAGGCGACCAAGGCCAACUGGAGCCGCUACUACUGGGACAGUAUUCGGUCGGCGUUCGGGUUUGGCAGUUUUCUGUACUAACGCAAGACGGUGACACAACAGCGCAGAACAACAAAAACCAACCAAGCCUCUCCCUCUCGUAAAUUGCAGUGCAGUUCUGAGUGUCACAAAUGUCGAGUUACUUUUAAACGCGAAGCUUACAGUAAUCGAAAGCCUAAAAAAUACACAUAGAACGACACAUUAACUCUUUUGCUGAUUUUGAAUUGCGACUACUUUGCCUGUUAGUGUUGUAUUUCUUUCUUACCAAAACAAAUAAAAAAGCAUCGUUUAAAAGUGCCGGCAUCUUCGGAUAGCAACUCAGAGAAAAGAAAAGUAUAAAUUACGAGCGGCAGGAACAUUUCCUUAGCGAGACGAGACGCGAUAGUUUACACUCACACACACAAUUACUUUCUUUACUUUAAUUGAUAUAACACAUAGGGACGACCUUAGCGAAGCGGUUGAAAUAAACUUAAAUUAGAGCAAAACCAAAAAAAAA